ACUUGCAAUAUUAACGAUUAACUUUCUUAAUCAAAUCUUAAACCCAACUUCUGACAAUAACAGAAAAAAAGUCAUCAUCUCUCCUCUUGCCCCCACCAAGUCAUUCUCCGUCCUCGAAAAUCAGUUUUCAAGGGGUUGGAGGUCAAUGGGGUCUUCUUCUGAUACAUGGAUGAGAGAGUACAACGAGGCUUUAAAACUCUCUGAGGAUAUAAACGGCAUGAUGUCUGAAAGAAACUCCUCUGGUUUAACCGGACCUGAUGCUCAGCGCCGUGCUUCAGCGAUACGAAGAAAGAUCACCAUUCUGGGGACACGAUUAGACAGUCUUCUUCAAUCCCUUCUCGUUAAAGUUCCUGGGAAGCAACAACAUGUGUCGGAGAAAGAGAUGAAUCGUCGCAAGGAUAUGGUUGGGAACUUGAGAUCAAAGGCGAAUCAGGUGGCGUCUGCUUUGAACAUGUCUAAUUUCGCAAAUAGAGACAGCUUGCUUGGGACGGAUACAAAGCCUGAUGAUGCAAUGAACAGAGUCUCUGGCAUGGACAACCAAGGCAUUGUUCAGUUUCAGAGACAGGUUAUGAGAGAACAAGAUGAAGGGCUUGAGAAGUUGGAGGAAACAGUCAUGAGUACCAAACACAUUGCUCUCGCUGUCAAUGAGGAGCUCACUCUACAGACAAGGCUUAUCGAUGACUUAGACUACCAUGUGGAUGUUACGGACUCUCGCUUACGGCGUGUGCAGAAGAGCCUUGCGGUGAUGAACAAGAAUAUGAAAGGAGGUUGCUCAUGCAUGUCCAUGCUCUUGUCAGUGCUUGGAAUCGUUGGUCUUGCUCUUGUCAUUUGGCUUCUGGUUAAGUACAUGUAAUGCCCACCAAUCACAACUGUUCUAUCGGCCUCUCCUCUAUGCGAAUGGUUUUGUCUUUGUGCUCUCGUUGCUGUAUGCAAAGAACCCUUGAAAAAGUAUAUAAUCUGUAUUGGCUUUCAUAUGUUCACGAAAUGUAGUCAAAGUUGUAUGUUUGUGUGUAGUAUUAUAUACUUUUUUCUUUGCACAAGACAUGUAUAAAGACAAAGAAUGACACUAUAUAUAUUACUAUAACGUGAAGCAA
Molecule: messenger RNA, 1094 nt
Organism: Raphanus sativus (radish)
Lineage: Eukaryota; Viridiplantae; Streptophyta; Magnoliopsida; Brassicales; Brassicaceae
Product: syntaxin-52
Exons: 6
Coding region: 146-853 (235 amino acids)
Biological process (GO): intracellular protein transport; vesicle fusion
Cellular component (GO): SNARE complex; endomembrane system; membrane
Molecular function (GO): SNARE binding; SNAP receptor activity
Source: RefSeq, a predicted model, not a curated record